Molecule: messenger RNA, 380 nt
Organism: Notothenia coriiceps (black rockcod)
Lineage: Eukaryota; Metazoa; Chordata; Actinopteri; Perciformes; Nototheniidae
Product: CSC1-like protein 2
Exons: 3
Cellular component (GO): plasma membrane
Molecular function (GO): calcium-activated cation channel activity
Source: RefSeq, a predicted model, not a curated record
UUCUCGAUUUCUAACCCUGACUGCUCUCUGAUCCGACCCUCUCUUCCCCCCUGUGUGUCUGCAGGUCUGGAGAGAACAGGACGACGAUGCACAAAUGUUACACCUUCCUGAUCUUCAUGGUUCUGCUGCUGCCGUCUCUGGGACUCAGCAGCCUGGACGUUUUCUUCCGCUGGCUCUUUGAUAAGAAGUUCCUGGAUGAUGCCAAAGUCAGAUUUGAGUGCGUCUUUCUGCCGGAUAACGGAGCGUUCUUCGUCAACUACGUCAUCGCCUCUGCGUUCAUCGGUAACGCCAUGGACCUGCUGAGGAUCCCCGGCUUACUCAUGUACAUGAUCCGCCUCUGCCUCGCCCGCUCCGCCGCCGACCGCCGCAACGUCAAGAGG